AUGGUGGUUCCCGUGAUCGACUUCUCCAAGCUGGACGGCGCCGAGAGGUCGGAGACUCUGGCGCAGAUCGCCAAUGGCUGCGAGGAGUGGGGGUUCUUCCAGCUCGUGAACCACGGCAUCCCGCUGGAGCUUCUCGAGCGCGUCAAGAAGGUGUGCUCCGACAGCUACCGCCUCCGGGAGGCCGGGUUCAGGGCGUCGGAGCCGGUGCGCACGCUGGAGGCGCUCGUCGACGCGGAGCGGCGCGGCGAGGAGGUGGCGCCCGUGGACGACCUGGACUGGGAGGACAUCUUCUACAUCCACGACGGCUGCCAGUGGCCGUCCGACCCGCCUGCGUUCAAGGAGACCAUGCGCGAGUACCGCGCCGAGCUGCGGAAGCUGGCCGAGCGCGUCAUGGAGGCCAUGGACGAGAACCUCGGCCUCGACAGGGGCAGCAUCAAGGCCGCCUUCUCCGGCGACGGCCGGCACGAGCCUUUCUUCGGCGCACCAAGGGUCGGCGGCCUGGAGGUGCUCAAGGACGGCCAGUGGACCGACGUGCAGCCGCUCGCGGGCGCCAUCGUCGUCAACACGGGCGACCAGAUCGAGGUGCUCAGCAACGGGCGGUACCGCAGCGCGUGGCACCGCGUGCUGCCCAUGCGCGACGGCAACCGCCGCUCCAUCGCCUCCUUCUACAACCCGGCCAACGAGGCCACCAUCUCGCCGGCGGCGGUGGCCAGCGGCGGCGGCGAGGCGUACCCCAAGUACGUGUUCGGCGACUACAUGGAUGUGUACGCCAAGCAGAAGUUCCAGGCCAAGGAACCCAGGUUCGAGGCCGUCAAGGCGGUGGCGCCGAAGUCAUCUCCAGCGGCUUAA
Messenger RNA from Miscanthus lutarioriparius, 849 nucleotides. The record is from the annotation of a GenBank genome assembly. Lineage: Eukaryota; Viridiplantae; Streptophyta; Magnoliopsida; Poales; Poaceae.